This is a messenger RNA of Drosophila navojoa, 3379 nucleotides long. RefSeq names its product earmuff (gene erm). The record is from RefSeq and is a predicted model, not a curated record. NCBI's taxonomy places the organism in Eukaryota, Metazoa, Arthropoda, Insecta, Diptera, Drosophilidae.
CACGUAAGAGCGAGAAAGCAUGAACGCGCGCAUGCCAUCCAUUUGAGUUUGAAAUCAACAAUUGAAGCCCGUCGGCAAAUUGAAAUAUAAUAAGGUUGCGAAUGCGUAGGUGAGGCAACGGUAAACGGACAUUGCCAUUUAGAGUCAAACCAACCGCCAGCCAACCAGCCAACCAACCAACCACCAUGUUAAUAUGCGAGCUCACUUUUUCGCUGUUUGCCUUAACUUACUUUGGCUCAUAAAUAAAAUAUUUACAUUACGAAAUUGACGUCUUCGAUGCUCGGUCGCAUUUGCAUGGUUCCUUUUUCUGCGGGCUCCUUCGGUGCACAUUGAGCGGACGACAGCUUUCACCUAGCUGUAGGCACGCGCGCGUAUCUGUGUGUGUGUGUUUGUGUGAGUGUUUCUCUCUCUGCCUUUCUUUCGCUUACUCGUUGGCUUGCUCUCAGUGUUUAUGUGCAUUUUGUAGAGAUUCGCAUAAGAAAAUACAAAAUGACCUCCAGCAGUGAGUGGAUUGAUUAGUCUAGGACCAAAUACUUUAGGGGGCGACCCAAAAAACGCUUUGAAGUCAUUUCGGUUAUUAAAUUUUGAAUACUUGCUUAAGCUGCACGGCAAAGACAUCAAAACCAAAACGGAUUUUAAUUAACGAAACAUACAUCUCAACAGGAACAUUUCAACAUCUUGGCUGCAGUCCGCGUGGCAUGCAACCGUGUAGUCCAUCGGGUGUUGUCGCUAUGAUGCCGCCAUCGAAGAGUCCCAUCAUGGAAACCGCCGCCAGCGAUGGCAACCAGACAGCUGGCAGCGAUGCCAAGCGCGCGUGUCCCCUCAAGUUCUCCAUUGCCAAAAUCAUGGAGCCGGACCACAAGCAACCAUCCCAACAGCAGCAGCAGCAGCAGCAACAAUUGCAGCAGCAGCCACAACAGCCACAGCAAUCGCUGCCUCCGGAGGAGGAGCAGCGCGAUUCGUACGCCGACUCGGAGCGCUCCUGCAGCCCCAUCGAGGUGACUGGGGACGAUGAGGAGCCCGCUGCCAUGACGGCCAUCAAUUACGACUCGGCCUUCAAGAAAUAUGUGCCUGGCUCCAGCCUGUGCUCUGCCCCAGCUUCGGGUGCAGUCUCAGCCUCGGCCUCGGCUUCGGCCUCGGCCUCGGCCAGCGCCGUGCAACAGUUUGUGAGCACGCGGCACCAGGAGCUGCUCUCGCAGUAUCCCCUGCUCUACUAUGCGCCCAAUCAGCUGAUGUGCGCCGCUGCCGCGGCUCAGUACGCCGCGCUGACCGCUCAGCAGCAGACGUUGGCCAGCGCCGCCCACAUCAGCAGCUUCACAGCCUCGCUCAAUGCCACGCUGCAUCAUUCGCAGACGCUGCGACGCAACCUGGGCCAUCCGCUGGCUGCGGCCGCUGCUGCUGCUGCAGUUGCUCAGUCCGCCCAGCCGCUGGCGACGCAGCAGAGCCUGGAGAAGAGUCCGAUGCGCACGCCCCAUGCCACGCAGCACGCGAAUCUCAAGCGCAAGCGCUCGCCGCCGGGCGAGGUGACAACGCCGCCAUUGCCACUGACAUUGCCGCUGCCGCCGGCCGUGGCUGGAGCGGCAAGGCCAGGCUCGCGCUCGCCGUCGCCGCACGGCUCGCUGGAGGACAGCAGCCCGGGUUCGGCCAAUGGCGGCAAGCCGAAGACGUUCUCGUGCUUGGAGUGCGGCAAGGUGUUCAAUGCGCACUACAAUCUGACCAGGCACAUGCCGGUGCACACGGGCGCCCGCCCGUUCGUGUGCAAGGUGUGCGGCAAGGGGUUCCGGCAGGCGUCCACCUUGUGCCGGCACAAGAUCAUCCACACCUCCGAGAAGCCGCACAAGUGCCAGACCUGCGGCAAGGCGUUCAAUCGCAGCUCCACCCUGAACACCCACGCCCGCAUCCACGCCGGCUACAAGCCGUUCGUCUGCGAGUACUGCGGCAAGGGCUUCCACCAGAAGGGCAACUACAAGAACCACAAGCUGACCCACAGCGGCGAGAAGGCCUACAAGUGCAACAUCUGCAACAAGGCCUUCCACCAGAUCUACAAUCUCACCUUCCACAUGCACACACACAACGACAAAAAGCCGUAUACGUGUCGCGUGUGCGCCAAGGGCUUCUGCCGCAACUUCGAUCUCAAGAAGCACAUGCGCAAGCUGCACGAGCUGGGCGGCGACUGCCUGGACGACGAUCUGCCGCCGGCCUACGAGCGCCGUCGGGAGUACACGCGUCGCGAGCCACUCUCGAACUACAGCCAGGCCAGCCAGCUGACGCCGGACUCCUCGUCGGGCAGCCUCUCGCCGCCCAUCAAUGUCACCACGCCGCCCCUGUCCAGCGGCGAGGCCAGCAACUCGGCCUGGACCCGGACGGCCUACCAGGAGACGGCCACGGCCACUCACUUUCAUCAUCUGCAGGCGCCAGCUGUGGGUCUGCACGGCGACUACCCGGCCAGCUCGCCGUUCCUGCAGCUAACGCAUCCUGCACAGCAGCAGCAGCAUCACCAGCAGCAGCAACAACAACAGCAACAACAGCAGCAGCAGCAGCAGCAGCAACGGCUGACAGCCGCUGCACUGGAGAAUGUGCCGUUCAUAGCGAAGGUAUUUUGACAGAGAUACUAUGCCGAAAACCUGGCCAGUUGCACGGCAACCUCGAUGACGAAAGCCAAGUCUGGCAGCGACUUGCUCAUCGACUGACUGCAGUUCGUGACGGCAGCAGCCACAGCCACAGCCACAGCCACAUCCACGGAUGAGGCUGCUCCGGCGGAGAGCAGCGGCACGACCCUGGGCAAUGCUGUGCGCGCUCUCAAUGGUCUAUUCUAAAUGCUUAGCCUCCCACCAAAUGGUUUCAACAAUAACCUGUGCAAUAAACAUUCCAAUCGAGAAUCUUUUCUUCUACAGCACCUUAGGCUAACAAGAACAAGAACAAGAACAAGAAAACAAAACAACAGCAACAAUAGUUAUAUAUACAUAUAUCUAUAUCUAUAUAUACCUUUAUAUAGUAUGUGUGAUUUGAAGAGCAAAUUAAUGUCGAUUUUAUUUAUACAACAAAUUGUAAAUAGUUUAUUGAACUUUGCGGAUACUCGGAUUGUGUAUCUGUCUCUGUCUCACUUAAGUGUACGUGUACUAAAUCUAGUUAGUUCGAAAUGUAAUCUAGACUCUGCGAAAUCUAAAUGUCAAAAGAUAAAGAAGAAGAAGAAAAACAAAAAAAAAAAAAAAAACAACAAGAAUUUCAUCAUCAUUACUAAGUAUAUGUAUUUAUAUAUAUUUAUGUAUUUAUGAAUUGGUUGAAAUGGAAUCAAAUUUUAUCGAAAUCAUUGAAAUUGUUUAGCACUAAGCGAAAUUAUUGAUAAUGUUUAAGCAAUAAAUCAAUUCUUCAAUAUAAA